Molecule: messenger RNA, 1581 nt
Organism: Exserohilum turcica Et28A
Lineage: Eukaryota; Fungi; Ascomycota; Dothideomycetes; Pleosporales; Pleosporaceae
Exons: 1
Coding region: 1-1581 (526 amino acids)
Source: RefSeq, a predicted model, not a curated record
AUGGAAGCUCUCAACGAUCAAGCCAAACUUAGCUCCAGUACAAACAGCGGUCAAACUGCUGCCGAUGAGAGUACAUCUAGCGACUCUGGUAUUGCAACUGCCAUGCCACGUCACGUGAAUCGCGGACUGCACUGCGGAACGUCUGCGAAUGAUACCAUCAAUAGCAAUGCCGCCCCUUCGCUUGACCCUAUCGAUAAGUCCACCAAAUACGAGGAACCCGCCACUCUAGUUAAGUUAUCUCCCAUCGUCUCACCAGAAGGCUAUUCGAGCGACAAACGACAUUCUCCAGCCCAGUCACUCAUUUCCGACUCAUCCCAUGAUUCCCAACUAAUCAACACCACCAAUAAAUUCACAUAUACAGCCAGUAUUUCCAAAUCCCCUGGCUGGAAUCCAAUAAAUGCUCCACGUUCGGUAGAUACGGCGUGUGGAGAGUUGGCUCAGAUGACGAUUGGGCAAGAGCAGAUCAAAGAUGAGCAUGUGUGCCAAGAGUCAGACGUGGAAUCGCUUGAAGACGACGAAUAUAAGGAGAAUGUUCGGACAGAUAUCCCUAUCGAGUAUACACCGGAUUCUGACCUGGACGAGAAGUACUUUGACCAUUAUGGAUAUUUGAACUACAUCAAUAGUCAAAAUCUAGAGUCAGGUGCAGUUCAGAAUGCAAUCAAGGCAUCACGGUUGAAGAGCCAGAACAGCGCACGCACUCGAGUAAAAUGCAAGAAGCGGACUCAGAGUUACAACCGGAAUUUUUCCAAAGAGGGCACUACAAAGGUAGAAACAGAGACAAACUUCAUCGAUCAGGUCUCUGAUGACUCCGUAACUAACGAAACAACUCAGUCUAACCAGGCGGGGCAUUGGGUCCUAUUCUCCGGUACCAUCGAGCCACCCCAAGUCGGGCACGUCUCUCCAGAGAAGCUAACGAUAUCGCUCGUCUACACACCCACAAACACCAGGCAAACCUUCAAAUUCCCAUCGAAUACUCUCAACUACAACGAAAUCAACUGGGAAUCUCGCGCGCACAUUGAUUUGAUAACGCAAUGGCGUGCUUCGAUAUUGACUGAGCACGGCAUCUCGCUCAAAAAGGUGCACAAACCUUACACUGACGAAGAGAACGCGUGGUUCGAUCUUUUCCAUGCCAAGAUCAGGGCAGCUAUCGAAGCAGGAGCAGUCAUCAAGAUACCCGGUCCUAUCCCUAUCCUGGAAGCAUUCAAUAGCUUUUUCGCUGGCAGUGUUUCCGACGACGAUAUUAUUGGAGAAGGAGAGACACACGGUGUAAAAGAAGCGAGGAGUUAUGUGUCGAUCCGCUGUAAGCUAGAGAAUAAGAGGAGCGGGUUAGGUGAAGAAAGGGUGCUGCUGAGGUCUCUGAUUGGUAAUGGUAGAGAUGGCGUGGUGUAUGUGCCUGUGUUUGAUGCAAAGGAACUUGCAGCGUACCGGAGGGACGGCACAGUCGUUGUUGAUGACCCGCUUGUGGAAGAGAAGAAUGCGGCUUUCCAAAGUACGAGGGAGAACAAGAAGAGGAAAGUGGAUGGCGAGGAGUGUGGCGAUGGUGGCAAAGACUCGAAGAAGGGCAAAGUUAGGCGCGAGUAG